AUGACCACGUUUGACAACAUCCUGGAGGAGGCCGGGCCCUUCGGACGCUGUCAGAAGCGGAUCUUCGCCCUGCUUUGCCUGGUUUCUCUGCCGUUCGCGGGGGUCUACGUGGGGAUCGUGUUCCAGGGCUUCACCCCGGACCACUGGUGCCGGGUUCCUGCCGUGGUGGACCGGAGGCAGACCUGUGGGUGGACUCCGGGGGAAGGUCAGCGGUGGACGGCGCCUCUGGUCAACAUCUCCGGGGAACUGAAACCCAGCAGCUGUGAGCGGUACGACCUGGACUGGAACACCACCGAUCUGACAUGUGACCCAGAGGACUUGGACCUGGACCUGACCGGGGUUAAGGCCACCACGUGUAAGGACGGCUGGGAGUAUGAUUAUGAAGGAAGGAACUCUUUUGUCACAGAGUUUGACCUGGUGUGUUCUGACGGAUGGCUGGUGGACAUGUUCCAGUCCACUCUGAACGUGGGCUUCCUCAUCGGCAGCUUCGCUUUCGGAUACUUAGCCGACAGGUUUGGGCGGAGGCUGAGUUUCCUGGUGUCCAACGUCAUCAAUGUGACCUCUGGGAUGGUGGUGGCUCUGGCUCCAAACUACAUCUCCAUCCUGGUCUUCAGGGGCGUCUUCGGCUUCGCUGUCAAAGGAGGAUGGAUGACCUGCUAUGUGCUGAUGACGGAGGUGGUUGGGAAGGAGUACAGGAGGACUGUGGGUAUUUUAUUCCAGAUGUUGUUCAGCGUGGGGAACCUCAUCCUUCCUCUUCUGGCCUAUUUCAUCACUGACUGGCGCUGGAUGCAGGUCACCUUCGCUGCUCCCUACAUCCUGUUUGUGUCCUACUACUGGUUGGUUCCUGAGUCUCCUCGCUGGCUCCUCUCUCAGAAUAAAGCCUCCACAGCUCUGCAGAUCACUGAAGCUCUGGCCAAAGAAAACCGGCAGAAGCUGUCGGUUCCAGACCUGGAGACGCUGACUGAAGAGGGCGGUGACUCCCCGUCGGCGUCUCUGCUGGACCUCGUACGAACUCCCAACAUGAGGAAACACACCUUCAUCUUCAUGUUCAACUGGUUCACCAGCGCCGUGGUCUACCAGGGCCUGAUCAUGAGGGUGGGCAUCGCCGGGGGCAACGUCUACCUGGACUUCUUCAUCUCCGGUCUGGUGGAGUUCCCCGCCGCCUUCCUCAUCCUCUUCACCAUCGAACGCAUCGGCCGACGUCUCCCUUUCGCCACCGCCAACAUCAUAGCCGGAGUGUCGUGUCUGAUCACAGCGUUUAUUCCAGAAAGUCUGUUCUGGUUUAAGACGGUGGUGGCCUGCGUGGGGCGUCUGGGCAUAACCAUGGCCUUUGAGAUGGUGGUGUUCGUCAACACCGAACUCUACCCGACGUUCGUCAGGAACCUGGGUUUGUCGGUGUGUUCCACUCUGUGUGACGUCGGAGGCAUCGUGUCUCCGUUCCUCCUCUACAGACUGGCCAACAUCUGGCUGGAGCUGCCACUCAUCAUCUUUGGAGCUGUUGCGAUCGUCGCUGGUGGUUUGGUUUUGCUGCUUCCUGAAACUAAAGGAGUUCCUCUGCCGGAGACGAUUGACGAUAUUGAGUUCCCAAACAGGAAACAGAAUAAUCCAGUGGAGAAUCUGCAAAUGAAGAAACUGUUAAAGUCAGAGCCGACGAACAACACAGACUCAACAACUGUGUGACUGUGUGUCUGUUAAGUGUGUGUGUGUGUGUGUGUGUGUGUGUGUGUGUGUGUGUCCAGCACCUUUUCAUACUUUUUAAUAAAGCACAACUUCUUCAUUUCCUUUGUAUUUGUAGUUUUAUUUUUCAGAUUUUCCUUAACAUUCCAAAACCACAUUAUCCUGGAAAUCAAACAGUGAACAGGCUGCGAACGUGAACGCUGACGUUGGACCAGAACAGGAAACACACGUUACAAAAAUCUUCCAAAAGCGCCGCCUUCUGCGUCCUGGUGCGGCGAACGCUGCUAGUUUCAGCCGGAUCUUUAAUUGGUCGCGAUGGUUCUAUCGAUCCAGUCCACGAACUUGGAGACUCGGGCGUAGACGCCGGGUUUCAUGGCGUUGGCGCAUCCCAGACCCCAGGACGUCACGCCCUGUAGGACGUACCUGUUCUGGGCGUAACACACCAGAGGACCGCCGCUGUCGCCCUGAAACCCACAACACAACAAAGAAUAAUGACGGCCGUCUGAGUUUCAGAGUCGUUCUUUAGCCGAGAGUCUUUAGUCGCGGCAGUAGUGACGAUAUCUGACACCAGCGGAAAUGUUCUGGUGAGGAGGUGGAGUCGGUGAAACCGUUCAAGUGUAACAGAACUGGGGAUUAUUUUGACUUAAUGCGUCGUAAACAGUCACAUGACACGGAGUCAGUUUUUACAGGAAAGGAAGAUCAGUCUAUUUAUGUAAGAAAGAUAGAAAAAAGACAGAACGAACAAAGGAAGGGAAUAAAGAAAGAAGGAAAGACAAAGAA
Sphaeramia orbicularis (orbiculate cardinalfish) is the source of this 2457-nucleotide messenger RNA. RefSeq names its product solute carrier family 22 member 2-like. Gene Ontology annotation, biological process: transmembrane transport. NCBI's taxonomy places the organism in Eukaryota, Metazoa, Chordata, Actinopteri, Kurtiformes, Apogonidae. The record is from RefSeq and is a predicted model, not a curated record. Gene Ontology annotation, molecular function: transmembrane transporter activity. Gene Ontology annotation, cellular component: membrane. The transcript is spliced from 12 exons. Bases 1 to 1680 code for a protein of 559 amino acids.